UGCUAAUCAAAGUUGUCAGUUUUAUGCUGCGUGACUUUUUAUACAUUUUAUUUACACAAAACUUUUACUUAAUAAUGAAGAUUUAAAAUUUUACAAAACUCAGCGGAUAUGGAGCCUUUAAAGACUGAAACGAAAUUACCCAGUAUGGUCAUGUGCGGGGACCACCCGUCCAUCACUAAGACGGAGCUCAACCUAAAAGAUAAGAAAGCGGUGGAAGCGAAGGAGAGAAAAAUAGCAAUGUCCUACGCUAGAAUCUCGCCCACCUCGUCUCGCACGGAGAAGCCCCUGGACUCGCGCUCGCCGUCCGCGCACGCGCUGCGCGCCGCGCGCCCGCCCGCGCGCUCGCUCGACGCCGUGUGCGCCGCGCUCGCCAACCGGGAGGCCGUGCAGGCGGCGCUGUGCAGUUUCCGCUGGCCGCCGUACCUGGUGGUGUCGUGGCUGCUGGUGCUGUGCGCGGCGCACACUCUGCACGCGCUGACGGCCGCGCUGGGCGCCGCUCUUCCCGCGCUCCGCAAGCUGUGCCAGUACUUCCGCACGCUGACGGAGGAGAGCUGGCGGGCGGAGAGCACCCAGCGCGUGCGGCCAGUGCUGCUGGCGUGCGCGACUGUGCUGCUGUACACCGUGCUGUGCUGCGUGUCGGCGACGCACGCACUGCUGCGGUGGGCGGUGGAACCGCUGGCGGCGGAAGCGGACGAAGGGUCCAAUUGUGGACAAAUCGCCAAAGUCACCGAUUACAUCGAUGACUUUGAAAUGCAGAGUAAAGUCGAGAAACCGUAGCAUUAUACGUUCCGGUGUUUCGGUCACUAAAUAUGUUCUAGAUAAAAAUAGCGAUAUUGAAUUUACAAUUUUUGUAUGAAAUAUUACUUU
Vanessa atalanta (red admiral) is the source of this 867-nucleotide messenger RNA. RefSeq lists its product as uncharacterized. Lineage: Eukaryota; Metazoa; Arthropoda; Insecta; Lepidoptera; Nymphalidae. The coding region runs from base 109 to 777 and encodes 222 amino acids. The transcript is spliced from 5 exons. The record is from RefSeq and is a predicted model, not a curated record.